Messenger RNA from Aplysia californica (California sea hare), 1354 nucleotides. Its product is annotated as cholinesterase-like. The coding region runs from base 1 to 687 and encodes 228 amino acids. The transcript has 4 exons. Gene Ontology annotation, biological process: acetylcholine catabolic process; choline metabolic process. NCBI's taxonomy places the organism in Eukaryota, Metazoa, Mollusca, Gastropoda, Aplysiida, Aplysiidae. Gene Ontology annotation, cellular component: plasma membrane. Gene Ontology annotation, molecular function: acetylcholinesterase activity. The record is from RefSeq and is a predicted model, not a curated record.
AUGGACAAAGGAGGUUGGGUUCACGACAAUGCAGAGCUGAUGGGUGGCGAUCCGUCCAAGAUCACCAUCUUCGGCGAGAGUGCAGGAGCCGUAAGCGUGGGCUACCACCUCCUGUCCCCUCGCUCCAUGCACCUCAUCAACAACGCCAUUAUGAUGAGCGGCUCGCCGACCGUCUCCUGGGGUGUACAGGACAGGGUUUUGGCAAUGGACCGCUCCAAAAAGCUGGCGAGGAGUGUUUCCUGCCCGACGUCAAGCCACGCCGGGAUGAUGGACUGUCUCAGGUCAGCUGACCCACUAGAGCUUGUGACGAAGCAAUGGGACUUGAUCUCUUCCUUCUUUGACGUGCCGAUCGGGCCCGUGGUGGACGGUACUUUCCUCACAGACCAUCCAGCAGAGCUUCUCGCUCGUCGCCAGAUCAAAAACACAUCUGUCAUUGCCGGCGUGGUUCAUGACGAGGGGACAUUUUGGCUUCUCUACGGAUUUUCGAAGGUGUUUGGACGUCAAGAUCCGAACCCAAUUAACGCCAGCCAGUUUGAAUCGGUCGUCGAGGGUGUACUCAAACCCUUCGGAGCCGCAUACCAAGACGAACUGGUGAAGAAACUGACCACAAUCCAGUACUAUGACUCUGUACCGCCUAGCGAGAGGACUCCGAAUAUGUAUCUGGAUGUGUUGGACGACAUCAGGUGAGGUGCUGGGGAAUAAUUGGAAGAAAGUUGCAUCUCAGGUUGUGAAAAAAGAAGAGCAAGAUUUUUCUCCUUUUCAUCCCACAUCUCAGCCCUCGUACCUCUACGCCAGUCCUUUUCGCUUUCUCUUCUGCAAUCUUUUUCUAUGCAAUUUGAAGAAAGAGGGAGGAGAGGUGGAUGUUGAGAAAAAGGGGUAUAUGUGGUAUUAAGAAACACGACAACACACUGAUAGCGAGAUCUGUUGAAGGUUGUCAAAGCUAAAAUCAAAUGAGGUAAAUACACAAUAUUCUUUAUACCAUGCUUACGAGAGUGGGUGAUAAGCGGAGCCAACAAGAAUUGUAAAACAUGCUUCUUAGAAGAAUUCGCUACGAUUCAAUAUUCACGAAUAUUUCAAGAGCCUUUGGCUGUAGAGCGCCAUGGUAGCACAGCAGACAGCUUUGCAAGAAAUGAACAAUAGGCGGGCUUCCUAUUCGAAAGUCGAAGCACUAUGAAAGGCCAUGUGACGUCAUCGCGCACACACUGAAUAACACUGUGACUAUUGACUAUAACAUGGUCAAAAAUUCGUGGCGCAACUUAUUCGCAAAUAUCUCUGUAACGGGUGAAUCAAUAUCACCCAUACUUUUCACAGUUGUUUGUAUCAAUGUGUCCCAACUGAAUCAUAAUUUUCCACA